Molecule: messenger RNA, 1254 nt
Organism: Uncinocarpus reesii 1704
Lineage: Eukaryota; Fungi; Ascomycota; Eurotiomycetes; Onygenales; Onygenaceae
Product: phosphoglycerate kinase
Exons: 3
Coding region: 1-1254 (417 amino acids)
Biological process (GO): glycolytic process; gluconeogenesis
Cellular component (GO): cytosol
Molecular function (GO): phosphoglycerate kinase activity; ATP binding; ADP binding
Source: RefSeq, a predicted model, not a curated record
AUGUCCUUGUCAAACAAGCUAGCUAUCACUGAUGUUGAUCUCAAGGGGAAGCGUGUUUUGAUUCGUGUUGAUUUCAAUGUGCCACUAGAUGAGAACAAGAAUAUCACGAACAACCAGCGAAUCGUCGGUGCUCUGCCCACAAUCAAGUAUGCUAUUGAUCAUGGGGCUAAAUCUGUUGUUUUGAUGUCUCACCUUGGUCGACCAGAUGGGAAAGCAAAUGGCAAAUAUAGCCUGGCCCCUGUUGCACCUGAAUUGGCAAAGCUUCUUGGAAAGCCGGUCAAAUUUGUCCAUAAUUGUGUUGGAAAAGAAGUUGAUGAAGCUAUCUCCGCGGCAAGUGAUGGGCAGAUAAUUCUCUUGGAGAAUCUUCGUUUCCAUCCGGAGGAAGAAGGAAGCUACAAAGAUCAGGAUGGCAAAAAGGUCCAAGCUGAUAAAAGCAAAGUUGACGAAUUCCGCAAAGCCUUGACUGCAUUAGGAGACGUGUAUAUUAAUGAUGCUUUCGGGACAGCCCACAGAGCCCAUAGCUCAAUGGUUGGGAUAGAUUUGCCCCAGAAAGCCUCGGGGUUCCUAGUCAAAAAGGAGCUGGAAUAUUUCGCAAAAGUCCUCGAAAACCCACAGCGCCCCUUUUUAGCGAUUUUGGGAGGUGCUAAAGUUUCAGACAAAAUUCAGUUGAUUGACAACCUCCUCGACAAAGUCAACAGCCUUAUUAUUUGUGGGGGGAUGGCGUUCACUUUCAAAAAGGUCCUCGACAAUAUGAAAAUAGGGAACAGUUUAUUCGACGAACCUGGAAGCAAAAACGUACACCAUAUCAUGGCGAAAGCCAAAGAAUGCAACGUGGAAGUUGUCCUCCCAGUGGACUUUAUAACCGGAGACAAGUUUGCUGCCGAUGCAAAGGUCGGCUAUGCUAUCGAUAGUGACGGCAUUCCAGAUGGUUGGAUGGGCCUUGAUUGCGGUGAAAAGAGCAUCAGGCUCUUCCAAGCCGCGAUCAAAGAAGCAAAGACGAUCCUUUGGAACGGCCCUCCUGGCGUGUUUGAAAUGGAUGCGUUCGCCAAAGCGACCGAGGAGACUAUUAAGGCUGCCGUAUCCGCUGCGCAAGAGGGGAAGGUGGUCAUUAUUGGCGGCGGAGAUACCGCUACCGUCGCAGCGAAGUACGGCGUGGAAAGCAAGCUGAGCCAUGUAUCUACUGGCGGCGGGGCAUCCCUGGAACUGCUUGAAGGGAAAAAUUUGCCUGGCGUUUCUGCCCUGUCGAACAAGUGA